AUAAAGUGUAGUAUUAACUCAUUGUAGUUGUCGCGGUCUGUAAACUCAUCAGACAGUUCAACGGGCCGAAUAAUCACCUCGGUCGUUCCCGAAAUUAUUCAUAUAUUUUUUUCGUUGUCUCGACUGUGUCGAAUUCGAUGCAUCACGAAGGAGAGAAUUCCCUCGUGACUGACGGUUUGGCUGUUCACGACAUCUUGUCCAUUUAUUGUCAGUAAUACGUCAUAGCCGAGUCGUUCGGUCUUCUACUAGGAGAAACUUGAAUAAAAACCCGAUUGAAAAUCCGACGAGUCAUAUAAGUCUUUGUUUUGUGUUGGUGAAAAGAAGCGCUGUUUUCCUUUAGAGAAUGAAAAUAUUUCCGAUACUCAGCACGUUCGCGGUUUUAAUCGCCGGUCAGGAUACGAAAACUGCGGUGUUCUUACCUACUUCCGGAAAUGGCUCGUCUUUGGGGAUGGAAAGUAAAAUCGAGCCGGUGCUUCAUUCGGAUAUGACGCGAGCAAUCCUUGCGACCCUCGCACCUCCACCGCCGACGCUGCAACCGAUGCUGCCCUCGGAUUACUUUUUCUCCGUGCCUCAACGAGCGUUUCUGCAUCAUAGAAGCGAAAACAUACCGUAUGGAUAUGAAUAUCCCAAUGUUGCAUAUCCAGUAGCACAGUCAAUAGAGCACUCCAUCGGACCGUCAUCAAAACAGCUUGUAAUAGUCAGUUUCAUCGGUCUUCUGCUGCUUUUGGCGAUUAUACAGAAUACGCUUAGCGCUAUUAAGCGGAAGGAUGCGAUAAUGGAUCUAUUAUCGUCCAGGCAAAAGCGGGACGUUUAUGUUACGCAUGAUUUUCGUUCCGUGACCCCAGAGGAGGAAGAGAUUCUUAAUAGUGAUGCUAGAAUACGCUGCAUACAGAAGACGAUUUGUCUUGAAAAUCGCAAGCUCUUUAAAGAUUUGGGCACACCGGGUAAAAUGCUGGCAAAGUACUUGACGAAAAACAUAGAAAAAUCGUUCAAGUUAUCCUCAGGUUGGGAUCGCCUUGUGAGAGAUGCAGGUGCAGCGGGAAUUCGAGGUGAAAACUGUGAUGUACUUUAUAGAGAUUGCGAAAUUCCUAUAACGAAGAAGAAACAUAAAAACGACCUCACAAACAUAACAAAUAAUAAUUUUAAUUCAACUUAUUAAUAUUUUAGAAACACUAUGAAACACUAUUUAUUUCUGCCUUUUGUGAAAAUGUAAAUUAAGUUAUAUAAAUAUCUGUAAAAUUGUAUAAUAUAUUUGUUCUUUUAAAUA
This is a messenger RNA of Acromyrmex echinatior (Panamanian leafcutter ant), 1267 nucleotides long. RefSeq lists its product as uncharacterized. The record is from RefSeq and is a predicted model, not a curated record. NCBI's taxonomy places the organism in Eukaryota, Metazoa, Arthropoda, Insecta, Hymenoptera, Formicidae.